Trichobilharzia regenti is the source of this 156-nucleotide messenger RNA. The record is from the annotation of a GenBank genome assembly. Lineage: Eukaryota; Metazoa; Platyhelminthes; Trematoda; Strigeidida; Schistosomatidae.
AUUUCAGAUUUUCAGAUUAGGUUCUUUAAUUCUUGUAUCUCCUGGUCCAGACAGUUGACUCCCGGAUGUCUUCCUGCAAAUAGAGAGAAUAAAACAUUGACUAGUGUUAUAAUGUUUACAUCACAACUGAAGUUGGGGUUGAAAUGUAGCUGCGGA